Molecule: messenger RNA, 1858 nt
Organism: Pisolithus orientalis
Lineage: Eukaryota; Fungi; Basidiomycota; Agaricomycetes; Boletales; Pisolithaceae
Product: cytochrome P450
Exons: 14
Coding region: 179-1858 (559 amino acids)
Molecular function (GO): monooxygenase activity; iron ion binding; oxidoreductase activity, acting on paired donors, with incorporation or reduction of molecular oxygen
Source: RefSeq, a predicted model, not a curated record
UAACUAUUAGUCAAGCACUAUGACACACACUACAAAGGAAGACUAUAUGUCAAUGAUCUUUACAGUAAUUACUUCCUGACGAGUGUGUUGCUCACAUUCGGUGUACCGCUUGCCAUACUACCGACUCCCGGCACCCAAUGUUGGUGAGUAAUUCAUCAUAACAAUGCGAAUACCGUGAAUGGAUGCGUACAGAUUCAUAUGGUAUAUAAACAACGCUGCGUUCUGGAGGGACUGCUCAUCAGCUUCUCAGAUGGAUCACUACUUGACUCCCCUGUGCCUUUCCCUCGUCUUAUAUGCUAUCUACAGGCGUUACACCAGAAUGUCUCUUUCUCGGGUGCGCGGACCUAAGCCCACAUCGUUCCUUUUUGGGAACCUUCCUGAAUUGUACCAGGGCAUGGCCGGUGAAGCAGAGUUCCGUUGGAAAAACCUCUACGGCAAUGUCAUCCGAGUCAAAGGCAUCCUUGGCGAGGAUCAACUUGUGGUUGCUGAUCCGAAAGCCUUGUCACGGAUAUUCGUCACUGCCGCGUAUCAGUUCCCAAAAGUACCAGAACGUCGAAUUCUGACGUUCAUGAUGCUGGGAAAGAGUGUUCUCUGGGCAGAUGGCGACGUCCAUAAGCGACAGAGGAAGAUAUUGAAUCCUGGCUUUGGGGGAGCUGAAUCAAGGGCAUUCUUAGCGGUAUCACAGGCUGCUGCCCAGGCCAUGGUCGGAAAAUGGAUGGAACUCGUUGAGGCUGAUAAUAGUGGCAAGAUUGUAAUGGACAUCCCAAGCUGGGUCUCUCGAGCAGCUUUGGACGCCAUAGGAGAAGGUGCCUUCGACAUCCGGCUGGGUAGCCUCGAGAAUUCGGAGAGCCCGCUGGCGAAGAAUUACCAAGGGUUGUUGCUGAGCGUCUUUGGUUCCCCUUCGGCGCUACAAAUCUUCAUUCAGGAAGCUAUCAAGUACAUUCCGACAUCGAUCCUCGAAUACUGGGUCAAGUACGCCCCCGUCUCCCGAGCCACACGUCUCCGUGAAGCGAAGAAAGUCACCACUGCCACUGCGGCAACUAUGGUGACAGAGAAGGCAGAGUCUCUUUUGCAAGGGAAGGGGAGCAGGGAUAUUUUCUCGCUGCUUGUCAAAGCAAACAUGGACGCUGAUGCGAAGAACAAACUAAGUGAUGAGGAGCUAUACUCUCAGAUGCGCGUAAUCCUCUUUGCGGGACACGAAACGACUUCAAAUUCGAUCGGUUGGGCCCUGCUGGAAAUGUCCCGAACUCCAGAAAUACAGUCGAGACUCAGAUCGGAGAUAAGGCAACACGAGUCUGCCCUCCGCGCUCGUGGCGACACGCAGUUCACUGCGUCCGACUUGGAUAACAUGCCAUACUUGAAUGCCGUCGUUAAGGAAACUUUGCGAUAUCAUUGUAUACUGCCUCAGGUGUUUCGCAUGGCUGGUCAGGACUACGUUCUGCCACUUUCACAACCAAUUACGACGGAAUCAGGCGAAUUAAUGCAUGAGAUACUCGUUCCGAAAGGGACCCGGAUCAUAGCAUCUGUCGCUGCAUACAACCGCAACAAGGACAUGUGGGGUGAAGAUGCCGACGUGUUCAAUCCAGACCGUUGGUUAGAUGGCAUUGCGAAGGACAAAAAGGAAGCUGCCGUUGGUGUAUACUCCAGCCUGUUGACGUUUGGUGGUGGACCCCGCGCAUGCCUAGGUUGGCGAUUUGCUGUCAUCGAGAUCCAAGCGUUCUUGGUAGAGAUUAUCAACCAAUUCGAAGUAUCGCUCACAGAGAAGGCGAUGCAUAUUCGACUGGAGGGCGAGGUCAGUCGUGGAGUUCAAUUACCACUCGCCAUAUCUGUCGCUCCGCGGGAUGAUGACGCGUACUGA